AUGGACCAAAUAGAGGAGAGUGGCGAAGAUUCGCAGGCACCCGAAUCCACAUUCGAGGACGAUCUGGUGCCGAAAGAAAUUACGGACGAAUUUUUCGAGGAGCUUUGCUCGAAAGCUAAUCUGACUGUAAAGGAUCUUCAGGGUAAUGGACAGUAUGGGCUGGCGGAAGACUUCCAGAAACUACUCAUUACCGGUCAAAAUUUGCGACAGCAGCUCAUCGAAGAGCAGGAUCGAAUCGCAAAAAUGCAGGACGAAGUGUCGGCCGCUUCGGGACGAGUGGCACAGGCGAUGCAGCUUUCCCAGCGCGAUCAAGACACCAUCCAGACGCUGAAGUCGGAAAUUCAGGACGCGUGGAAGCGUGCGGAUGCGGCCCAAACGCGUGAACAAAACGUCCAGGAAGCGAUGAAUCAGAUGAGAGAGAAGCUUGAAAAAUUGCAUGCCGAGAGUGAUCGUUACGGGGAUCGAGACGACGAUGUCGGUUCAUCGAUGAACAAACAUAAAGAGGGCAUAAUGCGCGAACGGGAUCGGUUGUAUGUGGAGGUAGAAGAGCUGAACCGUCGUCUGCACACGCAACGCUUGUACAUGGAAGAGCUGGAGCAGAAAUGUUUCGAGUCGGAGACAAAGGUAAAGGAGCUGUACAAGGUGUUGGACGAGACGUCGAACGAAGCGUUUCGGGACAAACGGCAACUGGAGAGCCUGCAAACGCAACACACCGAAGUCACUGCUGAGCUGGCAACCAAAACGGAGGAAGCCAAGCAUUUUAAGGUGCUGGCGGAAUCGAACCACAAGACCACCAUACAGCAGAGCAUGCAGAUGGCGGCGAUACGCACCAACUAUGAGCGCGUUCUGACUACCAACAAUCUGACCCAGGUGAAGCUGGCAAAGUCCCAGGCGGACUAUGACAAUAUGGUACAGCUGAAGGAAAAAGUGACCAACGAGCUUAACACGAAGGUGAACAUUUUGAAGCUGAAGGAAGACGAAAAUAACAAGUUUCGGUUGGAAAAUGCGAAGCUGUUGAAAACGCGAGAGUUGCUGCAGAAGCGCAUACAAACAAUCGAAGCAACAAAGGGAACGCUUGACCAGGAAGUGGCAAAAUUUAAGAAUACGAUCGUGACAUUUGAGAAGGAGCGGGAUGCCUCCAAAAAAUCAUUCGACGUGGCCCGAAAGCAGGUCGAUGCAGUGCUCCGAGAACGAGAUUUGGUACGAAAAGAUCUCGUAAAGGCAAACAAAACAAUUACUGACCAAACGGAGCAGAUGACACUGCUGGACAAGCACCAGAAAACGUUGGAGAACGAAAUCAAGGCACACCAGGCCGCGGCACAAAAACAGCAAACGCUGCUGUUGAAGGUAGAGAAAGAUCGUGACCGGAACGCGGAAGAGGUCCAGAAUCUGUCGGACCGCAUCGAACAACUGAACGAAGAUUUGCUGUACAAGCAGAAUCUAAUUGGGGAGUUGCGCGAAAAGCUGAAAGAAUGCGAGGCCAAACUGUUCCAAUGUCAAAACAUGCUGGAAAUUACACGUGGCGAGCGGAACAUUUUCGAGCGCGAUUUAACGACCUGCAGCAAGGAGACCGAAGGGUUGAAAGAACGGCUGAAAAAUGCGAUCCGCACGGUGGACCAGCUGAAGGAGGAAAAUGCCAACAAGGUGGCAGAGCUGUUCAAGGCGAAUAAAACGAUCGACAAGGUGGAAAAGGAAAAGCAGGCGCUUAAAACCGACGUGCAGAACAUAAGCAUCGCUUUGCAACAUUCGAAAUCCGAGCUGAGCGAAAAGACGAACGAGAACGUGCGGCUCAAUAAGACACUUUCGGACGAUGCGACGAAUAUGACGCGCCUGAAAAAGCAACUCGAAGGUGCCAUCAACGAGAAGGAUCUCGUCAAGGUGCAGCUUACCCAGCGCGUGGAAGAGAUCAACAAUCUGACGGAAAAGCUAAACAUGCUAAACAUGGCAUUAGAUCGCGGUGAAAAUCAGUACCGUGACCGGUUGGACGACAUUCGGCUGCUGAAGAUUGAGAUAAGCAAUCUGCGCUCGCAGCGCAAUCUGUUGACACGCGGCCUCGCCAAUACGGCCGACAUGCGCCAAGAGGUGUUGCAGCUGAACCGUGUGCUGAACCAGGAACGCGUGAAGGCACGUGCACUCGAGGACGAAAUGCUAACACCGAUGAACGUACACCGCUGGCGAAAGCUGAGCGGCAAGGAUCCGGAAAAGAUGGACCUUAUUGUGAAGGUGCAAACGUUGCAGCGCCGCGUACUCUACCAAUCGGUAACGGUGUCCGAGCAGGAGAAAACGCUCCAGCAGUCGGAGAAAAUGUACGAAGCCCUGAAGGACGUGGUUGAAAAGCUGCCCAGCCAUAAGGUCAAGGAACGGCUAUCCGCCACCCAACGGGCGCUCACUGCACGCACAAAGAAACUGAAGGCACUCGCGGCAGAAAUUCGCAUCAAGGAGCUCGACUGCAAAUCGAAAGACUGCACGCUGGAGCAACUGAAACAGGCGCUGCUGGAGACUAAGAAGGAGCUGGUAAAAGAGAAACGUGAAAAAAUAAAGCUCGUCGAGAAUAUUCGUGGCCAUCGGGCGGAUGGGCCGGCCCUUACGGGGACCAGCACGAGCAGUGAUAUCAUCGUAAUUCGUACUACCAGCGAGACUGCCCACACGUCCAGCUACCGGACGCUCGGUUCGGGGUUUAAGGCAAUCUGCUAA
Messenger RNA from Anopheles marshallii, 2694 nucleotides. Its product is annotated as cilia- and flagella-associated protein 58-like. Lineage: Eukaryota; Metazoa; Arthropoda; Insecta; Diptera; Culicidae. Gene Ontology annotation, cellular component: cytoskeleton. The coding region runs from base 1 to 2694 and encodes 897 amino acids. The transcript has 7 exons. The record is from RefSeq and is a predicted model, not a curated record.